Molecule: messenger RNA, 1104 nt
Organism: Hippocampus comes (tiger tail seahorse)
Lineage: Eukaryota; Metazoa; Chordata; Actinopteri; Syngnathiformes; Syngnathidae
Gene: tmem167a
Product: transmembrane protein 167A
Exons: 4
Coding region: 86-304 (72 amino acids)
Source: RefSeq, a predicted model, not a curated record
UGACGAGACACGCACUGCGUCAUUACGUCAAACACGUAGAUUCUGCAAGCCCGGAAGUGUUAUGUGGCGUUGAUUCACCGUCAAAAUGUCAGCCAUUUUCAACUUCCAGUCACUGCUCAUGGUGAUUCUUCUCCUGAUAUGUACGUGUGCCUACAUCAGAGCGCUGGCUCCCAGCCUGCUGGACAAGAAUAAGACCGGGCUUCUCGGAAUUUUCUGGAAAUGCGCCAGAAUAGGUGAGCGGAAGAGUCCUUGGGUAGCUUGCUGCUGUAUCAUCAUGGCCUUUAGUAUCCUCUUCCUACAAUAGACAUCCAAAAAGGACCAAGGAAACGGCAAGAACAAGAACAACAUGGACAAUGACAGCUAUUGUAGAAGCACCGCAAGAACUCCAGUAGCUGUUGGAUAAUGUACUAAGAGGAAAAUGCCCUCACUCUCUGUCGCCAUGAACCAGAGUACGUUCAUUCUCCUGUGGACGUGGAGGGCAAUCCUUAUUCCAUUCUUGUGGAUCCUUGUGGGUGGGGCACCGUCAGGAAAGAAUCGAUUUUUUUUUUUUAAAAAUCAAUAUCUGACGUCAAGCGGUCCACAUGCCUCAAACAGUUGUCCAAAAAAAAUAAGGGGAUAGGAUCUUUUGUAUUUCAGUUUUCAUUGAAAUGCUUCAAAUUGCAGCAUUUGUCGAUUUGGUUGGGCCCGAAGGCGUGUGUUUUGUGAACAUCACCACCCCGUUGUUGAUCGGAGAAAUCGCCGUCAUAUUCCACAAGCAGACUCAAGUGGACGAUGGAGAGCCAUGUCCAGCGCACAAAGCCCUUUGCUUGUUGCAGUGAGAGAGGCUUUGUGAUAACCUCCCCACUGAUCUUCCUUUCAACACUCAAAUGUGUCGACGACUGUUAUCGGGACACAGAAAUGAACGCAUGCGCAGUAGGACCACUUAUUUUGUUGCCACUGUAUCUUCCACUCAAACCGUACUAACAUACGAGAUCCAACACAAGAGUUAGAAAAGAACAUGAUCGUCAUGGGAUGGUGAUUCCAUGUAAACGUCCGUUUUUCUUUUGUCUUUUUGUUUUUCCAUUGGCAAUGUAUUUUCAAACACAAUAAAGUCAAUGCCACACA